Messenger RNA from Chlorocebus sabaeus (green monkey), 6182 nucleotides. NCBI's taxonomy places the organism in Eukaryota, Metazoa, Chordata, Mammalia, Primates, Cercopithecidae. The record is from RefSeq and is a predicted model, not a curated record.
AACACAGGGUGGGGCGCACGCUUAUAAGGGGCAGGAGCCUCUCAGGGCUGCCAGAAUGGCUCCCACUCAGUGUGCAGCGCCAGCCUGUAUCAUGUCCCAGCUGCGUUUCUGGGGCCUAUGGCCCCUCCUCACGUGGCAAAUACUGUGUCUACUAGUCAAGGAGGCUCAGCCUCUGGAGUGGGUCAAGGACCCACUCCAGCUGAACUCUAACCCCUUGGGGCCGCCUGAGCCCCGGUCUUCCCGCUCCUCCCAUCUCCCAUGGGAAUCCCCCCAUGCGCCCACUCCCCCGGCAGACCCGGGGGACUUUGAUUACCUGGGGCCCUCUGCUUCCUUGCAGAUAUCAGCCCCACCCCGGGAAUCGACUGAAAAUUUGGUUCCAUUCCUGGACACAGAUUCAGCUGAAGAGCUGCCCCUGGGGCCAGAGCAGUUCUCCGCUGCACACCAGGAUUUAAAUGACAAGCUGACUCUGGAAGAAAGGCUCCCAGAGGUGGUCCCACUGCUGGACGGGGAUCAGAACCAGACCCUAGUUCAGCUUCCUCGCCUCAAAAGUAAGGUUCCAACUGCAGAUCUAGAUCGGGCUGCAGGUCAUCAGGCAGAUGAAAUACUUGUUCCGCUAGACAGUAAGAUUUCAAAACCAACCACAUUUAUUGUUUCGCCCAAGAACCUGAAGAAAGAUCUAGCUGAGCGUUGGAGCCUUGCUGAGAUUGUCGGAAUUCCACACCCAUUAUCCAAACCUCAGCGUGAGAAACAGACUUUGCAGGAUGAAUAUUCGAGUAUGGACACACUGUAUCCCGGCAGCCUGCCUCCAGAACUCCGGGUGAACUCAGAUGAGCCCCCAGGGCCCCCUGAGCGAGUUGGACUUUCUCAAUUCCAGCCCGAAACUCAAAAUCCAGAGACGCUUGAAGACAUCCAGUCCUCUUCACUCUGGCAAGAAGCUCCAGCGCAGCUUCCACAGCUCCCUGAGGAGGAAAAACCUUCUUCAACCCAGCAGGAGGCCCCAGCUCUGCCUCCAGCAUCCCCUAUGGAAAGUCUAACUCUACCGAAUCGUGAGGUGACAGUUCAGCCUCCAGGUGAGGAUCAAGCUCAUUAUAACUUGCCCAAAAUCACAGUUAAACCUGCAGAUGUGGAGGUUACCAUAACUUCAGAGCCUCCCAAUGAGAUAGAAUCUUUCCAAGCCCAGCAGGAGGCCCCAGUUCAGUUUCCAGAGGCGGUGGAACCUUCUGCAACCCAACAGGAGGCCCCAACUGAGCCUCCAGGUCCUCCUAUAGAGGCUGAACUUUCCCCCAGUGAGCAGGAGCAGCCAGCUCAGCCUUUGGAGUCUUCUGGGGAGGUUGAAUCUUCUCAGACUCAGCAGGAGACCCCAGCUCAGCCUCCAGAAGAGAUGGAGCCAUCUGCAAUCCAAGAGGGGGCCCCAACUGAGCUUCCAGGUCCUCCUGUAGAGCCUGAACUUUCCCCCAGUGAGCAGGAUCAGCCAGCUCAGCCUUCUGAGUCUUCUGGGGAGGUUGAAUAUUCUCCAGCCCAGCAGGAGGCCCUAGCUCAGCCUCCAGAACAUCAUGAAGUCACAGUUUCACCUCCAGGUCACCAUGAAACUCAGUAUUCAGAUUUCCCCAGUGUCUCUGUUAAGCCUCCAGAUGUGCAGCUCACCAUAGCAACAGAGCCUAGUGCAGAGGUGGGAACUUCUCCAGUCCAUCAGGAGGCUACAGCUCAGCUCUCAGGGCCAGAUAAUGAUGUAGAACCUCCCACCAUCCAGCACGGGGGCCCACCUCUGCCUCCAGAGUCAUCAGAAGAGGCUGGACCUUUAGCAAUUCAACAGACUUCAGUUCAAUCUCCGGAACCUGUUAAUAAUGAGAACCCCUCUCCAACCCAGCAGGAGGCUGCAGCUGAGCAUCCACAGACCGCUGGGGAGGGUGAGUCUUCUCUAACCCAGCAAGAGGCCCCAGCUCAGACUCCAGAGCUCCCUAAUGUAGUUGUAGCUCAAUCUCUAGAGCCUUCAAACCUGACUCAAGCCACAGUUCAACCUUUGGACCUGGGGCUUACCAUCACUCCAGAACCCAUUAUGGAGGUUGGACAUUCUACACCUCUGAAGAAGACUUUCAUUCCUCCAAAGCAACUUAAGGUGACACCUCCACAUCCAGACCAGGUUCAGACUCAUCAUUCACACCUGACUCAAGCCACAGUUCAACCUUUGGACCUGGAGUUUACCAGCACUCCAGAAUCCACGACAGAGGUUGAACUUUCUGCAACCAUGCAGGAGACCCCAACUCAGCCUCCUAAGAAAGUUGUACCCCAACUUCGAGUAUAUCAAGAGGUAGCAAUUCCAACAGUAGGUCUGGAUGAAGCUCAGCAUCCAAUGUCACCCAGCGUCACAGUUCAACCUUUGGACCUGGGGCUUACCAUCACUCCAGAACCCACUACGGAGGUUGUACCUUCUACAGCACUGAAGAAGACUCUAGUUCCUCCAGAGCAUCCUAAGGUGACACUUCCACAUCCAGACCAGGUUCAGACUCAGCAUUCACACCUGACUCAAGCCACAGUUCAACCUUUGGACCUAGGGUUUACCAGCCUCCAGAAUCCCAUGACAGAGAUUGAACCUUCCACAGCCCUGACGACUACAGCUCCUCCUCCAGAACACCCUGAGGUGACACUUCCACCUUCAGACAAGGGUCAGGCUCAGCAUUCACACCUGACUCAAGGCACAGUUCAACCUCUGGCUCUGGAGCUUACUAUAACUACAGAACCUACUACAGAGGUUAAACCAUCUCCAACCACAGAGGAGACCUCAACUCAGCCUCCAGACCCGGGGCUUGCCAUAACUCCAGAGCCCACUACAGAGACUGGACAUUCUACAGCCCUGGAGAUGACUACAGCUCCUCGUCCAGACCAGGUUCAGACUCUGCAUCGAAAACUGACUGAAGUCACAGGUCCACGUACUGAACUAGAACCUACUCAAAAUUCAUCGGUGCAGUCUGUAAGUUACGCCCAAAAUAAGACUUUAACUGUACCAGAGGGACAGAAGGCCUCCACAAGCACCAACAUAUGUGAGCUCUGUACCUGCGGAGAUGAGACGCUGUCAUGUGUUGAUCUCAGCCCAAAGCAGAGGCUCUGCCAAGUGCCUGUGCCAGAGCCCAACACCUACAAUGGCACCUUCACCAUCUUAAAUUUCCAAGGAAACUGUAUUUCAUACAUUGAUGGAAAUGUUUGGAAAGCAUACAUUUGGACCGAGAAACUAAUUCUCAAUGAAAAUUAUUUGACUGAAUUACAUAAGGAUUCAUUUGAAGGCCUGCUAUCCCUCCAGUAUUUAGACUUAUCCUGCAAUAAAAUACAGUCUAUUGAAAGACGUACAUUUGAAUCACUACCAUUUUUGCAGUUUAUAAAUCUUGGUUGCAAUUUACUCACAGAACUGAGCUUUGGAACAUUUCAGGCCUGGCACGGAAUGCAGUUUUUAUACAAGUUAAUUCUCAAUCGCAAUCCUCUGACAACUGUUGAAGAUCCGUAUCUCUUUACAUUGCCAGCAUUAAAAUAUCUAGACAUGGGAAAAACGCAAGUUCCACUUGCAACACUUAAGAACAUUCUCACGAUGACUGUUGAACUGGAAAAACUGAUCUUACCUAGCCGUAUGGCCUGCUGCCUCUGCCAAUUUAAAAACAGCAUUGAGGCUGUCUGCAAGACAGUCAAGCUGCAUUGCAACAGUGCAUGUCUGACAAACACCAUACAUUGUCCUGAAGAAGCAUCCGUAGGGAAUCCAGAAGGAGCGUUCAUGAAGGUGUUACAGGCCCGGAAGAAGCACACGAGCACUGAGCUGACUAUUGAGCCGGAGGUGCCCUCAGACAGCAGUGGCAUCAACUUGUCAGGCUUUGGGAGUGAGCAGCUAGACACCAAUGACGAGAAUGAAGUUAUCAGUGCACUAAGUUACAUCUUGCCUUAUUUCUCAGUGGUAAAUCUAGAUGUGAAAUCAAUAUUGUUACCGUUCAUUAAACAGCUUUCUUCAAAUGUGCAAGAUGGAGAUAGGCCCCUGGAUAUUUUGAAAAACAAUAUAAAGAGCCCCUCUCUUCAACCUGCAUCCGACAACUCAACUUAUGAAAUUUAUGAAAAUAAAUUGAGAAAGCUGUACUUGCUGGAAAAUAUGUUAGAUGCAGAAAUACAGGAAAAAAUUGAUGAAGUUAAAAGGGAAGAAAAAACUGCCAUGCUUAUGCAGACCAGCCUUCUAGGUAACAAAUUUAAACGCCAAAUAUUUGAAAAGGAAUUAGAAACUGUCCAACCACAGGAAAACAGCCUGGCAAAGAUUCAAAGUGUAGGCAACAACCUGCAGAGAGUGAACAGAGUCCUCACGGGCCCAAGGAGCAUCCAGAAAAGGCACUUCAAAGAGGUGGGAAAGCAGAGCACCAGGAGGGAAGAGGGUGCGCAGGCAUUUGUGGAGAGCGCUGCCCAAGAAAAAAGGCUCGGGAGCCCGGUCUCAAGGGAGCUGGGACAGCCUCACACAGAGCAGGGCCGUGAGAAGUUAGCGGGAAACACCGUCUACACCAAGCCUUCGUUCACCCAAGAGCUUAACACAGCAGUGUCUUCUGUGCUGAAACCCUUCUCCAUGGGUGAGCCUUCUGCCUCCACCCCUGCAAAAGCCCUACCUGAGGUCAGAGACAGAUCAAAAGACUUAACCCACGCCAUUUUCAUUUUAGAAAACGCAAAGGCUAGAGUUAAAAGUAUGAAGGCUGCCAAACCAAUCGUACAUUCCCGAAAAAAAUACCGCUAUCAUAAAACUCGCUCCCGCGUGGCCCACAGAACACUCAAGGCCAAAAAGAGUCAAAAGUUCAGAAAGAAAAGUUAUCUCGAUAGACUGAUGCUCGCAAACAGGCCGCCAUUCUCUGCAGUGAACAGCCUCAUAUAUUCCCCUUCACACGGGGCUUUUUCAUUAUUAGGAGACCCGAGUCCUCAGGAAAAUCCUUUUCUGGAAGGAUUUGCUCCUUCAGAACGUUUUACAGAAAACACUAAUGUAAAAGACACAGCUGCAAGAAAUGCCUUUGAAGAAAACGUUAUUAUGGAAAACACUACUAUGCCAGAAGGCACCAUCUCUAAAAACACAACCUACAAUCCUCCUCCUGAGGCAGAUUCCGCUGGGACUGCGUUCAACUUAGGGCCAGCUGUUAAACGAACUAAUCAGACACGAUGGGAAUACAACAACGUGGGCACUGACCUGUCCCCCGAGCCCAAAAGCUUCAAUUACCCGUUGCUCUCGUCUGCAGGUGAUCAGUUUGAAAAUCAGCUAACCGAGCAGCUACGGUCCCUCAUCCCCAACAACAAUGUGAGAAAGCUCAUUUCUCAUGUUAUCCGGACCUUGAAAAUGGACUGCUCUGACACCCAUGUGCAAGUGACCUGUGCCAAGCUCAUCUCCAGGACAGGCCUCCUGAUGAAGCUUCUCAGUGAGCAGCAGGAUGUAAAGGCAUCCAAGGCAGAAUGGGAUACGGAACAGUGGAAAACUGAGAACUAUAUUAAUGAGAGCACGGAAGCGCAGAGUGAACAGAAAGAGCAGAGGUUGAGUGAGCUCACAAAAGAAGUUCCAGGAUAUGGCUAUAACAACAAACUCAUCUUGGCAUUAUUUGUGACCGAAAUACUAACGACUUUGAUUAUAAUUUUCUGCCUCAUUCAGAUUUAUUCUCACCGAAGGUCAUCACAAGAAGAUGAAGGAGGAGUCUCAAGGGGCAUUUUCAGAUUUCUGCCAUGUAGGAGAUGCUGUUCGCCAAGUGAGACCCAGGAUGGAGCUUUCUCAUUCAGACAGCCGCUGUGGCUUAAAGAUAUGUACAAACCUCUCAGUGCCGCAAGAGUAAAUAACCAGGCAGAGAAGCUGCACAAGAAGUCAUCUAAUGAGGAGGAGAUCCUCAGCAGGGAACCUGGGGACAGCGAAGCCCCAACAGAGAUGGGGGAGGAGAGUGAAGCCCAGUCAUAGGAGAAGAAAGAGUGACCCCAGCCCGCCUCAAGCCUCCUUCAAAAAUACGUAGCAUAAAUAAGAAGGGCCAUCAGAAAGAAAAGCAGGACUGAAGCCAGCGGUCCACGCAUCCACAGAGGCAGCGGGCAGAGGAAACACAGCGCCGUCGUUCCCUCCCUUGUUUCCCAGUCUUAUUAGUCACCCAGACCUGAAAACAUAUCCUCGGGGUGGAGAUUUUACAAUUAAAUACUGUUGUUCUCUUGUU